AUGCUGGGAGCCUGGCGCCGGCCCAGGAAUCCUCAGAAUGUGAGGCUUCUUGCGACGGCAUCUUGCAUCAGCCCGUGGACGCGCGCUGCCGCGGCCGCCGAGCGGGAGGCGUCCACCGCUCUCCUCCGGCCGAACCGGCCUGGGCCGCUCUGUCCGGCUGCUGCUCACCGAGCUCCUGCAUGAGCGUCCCUCGCUGCCUCUGAGAUGGCUCCGCCCCCCAGAAUGCCCUCCGCGCUGCUCCUGCUGCUGCCCAUCUUGAGUUCUGCAAGAGCUCAGGUCAACCCAGCCGUGUGCCGCUACCCCCUGGGCAUGUCGGGAGGCCACAUUCCGGACGAGGACAUCACUGCGUCCAGCCAGUGGUCAGAGUCCACCGCGGCCAGAUACGGACGGCUGGACUCGGAGGAGGGGGAUGGAGCCUGGUGCCCGGAGGUCCCGGUGGAGCCGGACGACCUGAAGGAGUUCCUGCAGAUCGACCUGCACUCCCUGCACUUCAUCACCCUGGUGGGCACCCAGGGCCGCCACGCCGGCGGCCACGGCAUCGAGUUCGCCCCCAUGUACCGGCUGCACUACAGCCGGGACGGCGCGCGCUGGAUCUCCUGGCGGAACCGGCACGGGAAGCAGGUGCUGGACGGGAGCAGCAACCCCUACGACAUCUUCCUGAAGGACCUGGAGCCGCCCAUCGUGGCCAGGUUCGUCCGCUUCAUCCCGGUCACCGACCACUCCAUGAACGUGUGCAUGCGGGUGGAGCUCUACGGCUGCGUCUGGCUCGACGGCUUGGUGUCCUACAACGCCCCGGCCGGCCAGCAGUUUGUGCUCCCUGGAGGCGCCGUCAUUUACCUGAACGACUCUGUCUACGACGGAGCUGUGGGGUCCAGCAUGACCGAGGGGCUGGGCCAGCUGACGGACGGCGUGUCCGGCCUGGAUGACUUCACCCAGACCCACGAGUACCACGUGUGGCCCGGCUACGACUACGUGGGCUGGAGGAACGAGAGCGUGGCCAGCGGCUACAUCGAGAUGGUGUUUGAGUUUGACCGCAUCCGGAACUUCACCACCAUGAAGGUGCACUGCAACAACAUGUUCGAGAAGGGCGUGAAGACCUUCAGGGAGGUGCAGUGCUACUUCCGCUCGGAGGCCGGCGAGUGGGAGCCCAACGCCGUGAGCUUCCCGCUGGUGCUGGACGACGUGAACCCCAGCGCCCGCUUCGUCACCGUGCCGCUGCAGCACCGCAUGGCCAGCGCCCUCAAGUGCCAGUACCACUUCGCCGACACCUGGAUGAUGUUCAGCGAGAUCACCUUCCAGUCAGAUGCCGCCAUGUACAACACCUCCGGGGCCCCGCCCGCCUCGCCGGGGGCGCCCACCACCUAUGACCCCAUGCUGAAAGUUGACGACAGCAACACCCGGAUCCUGAUCGGCUGCCUCGUGGCCAUCAUCUUCAUCCUCCUGGCCGUCAUCGUCACCAUCCUGUGGAGGCAGUUCUGGCAGAAGAUGCUGGAGAAGGCUUCUCGGAGGAUGCUGGACGACGAGAUGACUGUCAGCCUGUCGCUGCCCAGCCAGUCCAGCAUGUUCCAGAACCACCACUCCUCCCCGCCCAGCGAGCAGGGCUCCAGCUCCACCUACGACCGCAUCUUCCCGCUGCGGCCCGACUACCAGGAGCCCUCCAGGCUGAUCCGCAAGCUCCCGGAGUUCGCCCCCGGGGAGGAGGAGCCGGGUGAGGCUGGCUGCAGCGGCCUCGCCAAGCCCGGCCCGCCCGGCGCCGAGGGCGCGCCCCACUACGCGGAGGCGGACAUCGUGAACCUGCAGGGCGUGACCGGGGGCAACACCUACUCGGUGCCCGCGCUCACCAUGGACCUGCUCUCGGGGAAGGACGUGGCGAUGGAGGAGUUCCCCCGCAAGCUCCUGGCCUUCAAGGAGAAGCUGGGGGAGGGCCAGUUCGGGGAGGUGCAUCUCUGCGAAGUGGAGGGAAUGGACAGGUUCAAAGGCAAAGACUUUGCCGUCGAUGCCAGCGCCAGCCAGCCGGUCCUGGUGGCCGUGAAGAUGCUGCGGGCGGACGCCAACAAGAAUGCCAGGAACGAUUUUCUGAAGGAGAUAAAGAUCAUGUCCCGCCUCAAGGACGCCAACAUCAUCCGCCUCCUCGCCGUGUGUAUCGCCGACGACCCUCUGUGCAUGAUCACCGAGUACAUGGAGAACGGGGACCUCAACCAGUUCCUCUCCCGCCAUGAGCCGCCCGGCUCCACCCCCAGCCAGGGGCCCACUGUCAGUUACACCAACCUGAAGUUCAUGGCGACUCAGAUCGCCUCUGGCAUGAAGUACCUUUCUUCCCUGAAUUUUGUUCACCGCGACCUGGCCACACGGAACUGCCUGGUGGGCAAGAACUACACCAUCAAGAUCGCCGACUUCGGGAUGAGCCGGAACCUGUACAGCGGGGACUACUACCGCAUCCAGGGCCGCGCCGUGCUGCCCAUCCGCUGGAUGUCCUGGGAGAGCAUCCUGCUGGGCAAGUUCACCACGGCCAGCGACGUGUGGGCCUUCGGGGUGACCCUGUGGGAGGCCUUCACCUUCUGCCAGGAGCAGCCCUACUCCCAGCUGUCGGACGAGCAGGUCAUUGAGAACACCGGGGAGUUCUUCCGGGACCAAGGGCGGCAGACGUACCUGCCGCAGCCCGCCAUCUGCCCCGACUCCGUGUACAAGCUGAUGCUGAGCUGCUGGAGGAGGGACACCAAGCACCGGCCCUCGUUCCAGGAGAUACACCUGCUGCUCCUCCAGCAGGGGGACGAGUGACGCCUGGGGGUCGGUCCGCCACGCCGCCCACGCCACGCUGCGCCACGCGAGCAGGCCGUUCCUUUCCUCCUGCCCUCGUUUCCUCUGUCCACCCACUGUCCACCCCUCACCCACAUAUACUUGUUUUUUACGUUAAAGAACCAAAAAAAAAACAAAAAAAAAAAACCUGCUAGGGCAGAUAAAACCCAGUAAGGAAAUCUUCAUUGAUGUACCGAAGUGCUGCGAACAAAGGCUAGGUAACUUAGAUAAUUUAUAAAGGCUAAAUAUGCUUAUGUUUAUAAAUGUGCAGACUCUACAAUAUUUUUCCACGUUGCCUUUAAAAAUAGUUUCAGAAAUAAAAACUUGAAGAGUCCUCCUGCCUUAGGGACCUGAGACGAGGUUAGGGGAGCGCCCGGCCAGCGGGCCUCGGACGCUCAGGGACUCGCCAGGUGGGUCCGCCUCCUGGUCUGGCCUCCGGCUCAGCCACUGCCUUCCUCUUCCGGCCGAGCAGCUGACCCGUUCGGAGCCCCGCUCUGUGGGAUGGGCACUCCGCUCAUCGUGGCUGGGCUCAGGGUUGUGUCUGUGCCUAGAAUGCGGAGGCUGCGCAGGAAGACUGUGUGUGGUGGGCAGGGUUGUCAUUUGCAAACAAGCGCGGUGUCAGUGAGACCCUUUGAGUCCAUAGAAACUGGUGUUCCGGUAGCUUUCCCUCGGCCCUUGUCAUCCUGUUUUAAUAGAUGAGCCAGGUGCACCCGCGGCAGGCGGGGCUCCCAGGUGUGAGCGAUAGGGGGCGCCUGCUCCAAGUGUUCCCGAGCCCCCCCCCCCCACCCCCCCGCCAGGGGCACCAGGAUGAGUGGGCUGAAGAACUAGGGGAGACAGAUGUGGACUUGGACCCCAGAGCAGUGAUGGGUGAGAUGGUGUUGGGUGACCCUCUGCACAGGUCAAGCGUGAUGGAGAGAAAGAGGGGGGUCUGGCUUCCAAAUUUGUGGCAAUAGAUGCCUAGUGAAAUCAGAGCUCCCAAGCCCCCUCCCCCCACCUCCCAGAGUCCGUGGACAGCAGCAAAGGGAGCCCCAAUUCCCACAAAGGGGACACAAGAGAGGACGGCAGAGGUCUCAGCUUGCGUCCCUGCUCAGCCCCAGCUUGCUCCAGGCCAUGGCAGAGGGCAAACUCACCCCGCCCCUGCCCGCUGUGUCCUAGGACUCAGGCUCCCUCGAUGAGCCGGAGGCUCACAGGUGGGAGUCAGGACCCAUUUCUGCUUUGAGCAGCAGUGCCGUCUGGACGUCUCUGCCGCCGGACGUGUCCCUGGCUGUAAGGUGGUGGCCGCUGCAGUGGUGGCCGCGAGGGCUGUCAGUCCACGUGCCCCGUGCUCGCCGGGGAACCGGCUCCUCCUGCCGAGAACUGCGGUCGGGAAGAGGCUGCAGGAAGCGCCACAGCCGCACUGACACCGCCACGUGCACGCUCCAGCCCGUCCUCCAGCGGACACAGCAGCUGACCACGCUCUCACUCCUUGGGACUUGCCCCUCUGCGUCCAAGGUCCAUGUGAGCGUCGGAGUCCCCAGAGGAAAGCGGACAGGAGGCACACGCCUUUCUGAUCUUUAAAGAACCGGCUCAGGUCCUCAUUUGUGGGGCUGAGCGAAGACCCAGGAGAUCUUGGUGGCCUCUGAGGACAGAUCAUGGGGGCCAGUCCGGGGAGGAGGCUGAGGAGUCAGCCCAGCUGCAGGCGGAGUGAACUCCUUCCUUCCACCAGAUCCUCACCUGAGUGAGUGCCCGCACACCGGACAGGCCGCUGCCUUCCUCAGCCCAACAGCCACAGCCCAUCUCACCGGAAGCAGCUCAGGCAUUGAACAACAGGGCCAGGAGGGUGACCACGGAAGCCAAGUCAUCACACUUCUCUAGAAUUCAAGGGACGUGAGCCGCCCCCAGGGGAGAGGCCCUGCCAGGACUGCGGAGGGGCGGGAGGGUGGUGUUUCUCCCGCCCUGUGCCUAACGGUUCUCCUCUGGCUUCUUUUCCGCAUCCCACUUUAGCCCGCUGUGUUUCCUGAGCCCGCAGAGGCCGUCCUGUGUAAUGGGAAUGUGGAGCUUCUGGGUUUCCCCGGCCCUGGGGGAGAGUCACUGGCUCCAGGUGGUGUCCUGUUACCCUUUCUAACUCACCGUUAUUGGGUCUGGGGGACGCUUUCCGUCCAGGGGUGGCUGUGGAGUCAGAUGGGAGUGUCUGUGGAGGCGAGUCACCGUGCUGAGAGCCAGGCCCUGCCUGGAUGCACAGCCCAGACUCCCUGCUCAGAGGCCCGCCUGGUGGCCGGAGCGGCUGCGUGUUAGUGCUGGGCAGGUCGCCGGCAGGUGCCCGCGGUGUGGUGAGCACAGUGAGGAGGGGGACAGAUGGUGAGCGAAGGUGCGAGGGGCUGAGAGGGAGGUGGCGGUGGGAAGAGGCCGCAGGAAGGAGCUCGGUUCUCGCACAGGUGGCUGCGGGGGGUCAGGAAGCCAGACAGACUCCGGCGAGGCGAGACUCUGUUCUGGAGACGGCCGAGUGAGGGCAGAAAAAGUAAGUGUCGUGAAGAUGAGAGGAGGACAUGUGUGCUGAGAAGGAACUGCGGACGUGGCGAUCGUAAGAAUGUGGAUGGGGAGCGGAGCCGGUGGGCAGUGUGCACAGAGGGAGCUUUUAGCCUCCGAGGGCAGAGUCCUCGUGGACGCGGCCCACCGUGCCCGGCAGGACACCCUUCCUGCCCGAGGAAGCAGGUGGCGGAGGUCUGGGCGCCUGUGUCCUCAGCUGCGAAGCCAUCGGCUCCGCCCGCCAGGGGCCUGGUCCCCAAGAGCUGCUGCGGAUCAGCCUGGGCCUGGGGAGCUGGCAGACGGCCACCGGCUUUGCUCCUGUUAAGGGCUCACUGUGGGCCCACAAGGGUCGCAAACAGGGAAGCACUCGGCUCGAGAUGGGUCGCCCCAGUCUCGUUUGACACCCACUCAGUCGUGGGUGCUGCUGGAAGCCGGGUCGCUCUCCCUUCCUCCAGGCUCCCCAUGGGCGGGGGAACUCAGCCUGUUUGUGUCAGAGGAGGACAGAGAAGAGGGGAAGAGAGGAAGUUCCAAGGAGAUACUCUAAAACAGAGUACCAUCUGUUCUGCCCAAAACUAUGAAAAGUGAAGAAAAUUACAGUGAAGGCUUAAAUUAUUCUUCAAAUAGGACUGCUAAGUCCCCGAUCCUAAGUUGAGUUUGCAGUCCUGCCUCUUCGCCUUUUCUGUAAGACCUCUGACCUCUGACCUCUGGCCUGGCAUAUGGCAGGUCCCUGAAUGCUUCCCCGAGUUACAGAUCUGGUGUAUGUCGGGAAAUCCUCCUGAAUUGAAAUUGAACAUUUUCACAGAAGCAGAUGAAUGUCUUUUCCACGUGGUAACUGCAUUGGAAUGCUUCCCAACACGGGAAGCAGCGGAGUGGUUAAUGAUGCCUGGGUUGCUGGCAUUUGAGCUCUCUGCUACAACCAGCUGCACUAUUUGGUAGGCAAUUGUUUCUAAAACUAGUUAGGUGUUUCAAAACUGGCGAGAAGUAGCAAAACUAGUACAGACUGGCCUCACCCUAACACCAGGCUUUCCCUGGUAACCUCUUACGGAACCAUCAUGCUUUUCCAAAGCCAGAAACCUGACAUUGGUCUGAUAUUAACGCACCACAGACCAUAUUCAGACUUCACCAGUUUUUCACAUGCACUGAGUCAGUUUCUGGAUAGGUUUAAUCCUUGCUGGUUUGUAACCUGGCCUUGCUCGGAGGACUUGAGAAGACACCAUCUGGAUACAAAUGUACUAACUCUUAAGGAGAAUGUAACAAGCUCACUUGUUCCUUUAUCAGUGAGCAUUAUCCUGCCCGGCCUGCGUGGGCAUACAUCUGCUGACCUUGCUUGGCUGUUUAGCAUCUGGAACAAUCCAGAACAAGUUGGAAGGAUCAGGCAACACAGAGGACAGUGAAGACCUGACAUGGCUUGCUGGUUACAGAAUCAAUAAUAAUAAUAAUAAUAAUAAUAAUAGCAUAAUAUGCUAAUUAGACUGGACGUCCUUCCGGAUGACCUUCAAGAUGAAGCCAGGGCUGUGAUGGAAGCCCAGGUCCCGGUGCCAGCUGGAAGCCGGUGCCAGCAGCUGGGGGAAGAAAGGCCUGCUCUUACAGAAUUCCGAGCACCGGGCCUCUAGUCAGGCGUAAAGGGAAAUUGAGGUGGUUCCUGCUGUUUCUGGAAGGAAGGAGCGUAACUGUGGCAGAGAGCAAGCACUCCAGAGUGAACCAGCCAAGGAGUAGGCGGCUCCGAGUGACGGCCCCAGGGCUCUGUGGGAGGCCUGGAACACAGUGGUCCAGACCCUGAAUGUGAUAAGAAACUAUUUUCAGAAUAAUAGAGGUUUCAUUUGCCUAAAUAUCUGUUCUGAAAUGAAAUAAACCACACUAGACCAAAUUAAAUACUAAUUCCGGGGGAAGGGGUGGUAUUGAGGCUCCAGCUCUGUGGCUCCCAGCUGUGAGGUUUGUGGCGGUGUCUUAGUGCCGUUUGGGACUCACAAGAUUGUACCUUGUUUUCCACUGCGUCCCACAUCCUGUACAGCUCCUGGCCCAGACUCACCUGCCGGGCACCCCGUACAUGCCUAGAGUGUUGUUUUUGAAUGAAUUGAAUAUAGAAACAGGCACCUGUCAAACUGCAUGCCUGGUGAGUUAGGGAGACGUGCUCUGCUGUGCUAGAGAGGGCUGGUUUUAAUUGGGGAGGGAGAAGAAAGGGCCAGUCCUUACCUGGCGGAGAACAGCCUUCACCUGUGUACUUCCUGGGUCUACCUUCCUCCUCGAGGCCUGUAGACAGCAUUUCAAGGCCUGUAGACAGCAUUUCUGUGUAAGGCACCCCAUCCAGAGCAGGCUCCAGACUCUGGCCCACAUUCAGCCCUUUUGAAAUAGGUUUUGCAGACAUCAUGUCUAAAGGAGCAGGCCGAGUCAGUCCCGAGCUCCCCCGAGUUUGCAGGCAUUCAGGACCUGCGAUCACCAGUGCAGGGAGGAUUUGCAGAGGUUUUGAGUUUUUACUCGGAGUGGAAACCUGUUUUCUUGAAGAGGCUUGGAAGUAACGAAAGGUGUGAGCAUUCCCACAAACACCGAGUUUGCCAGCAGCCCAGCUGCUCACUUGCGCCCGUCUCAGCCCGCGCCGCGCCGCCCGUCCCUUCCGGUGGCUUUGCUGCGGGACCAGAGCAGCUUCCUGUGAGGAGAACUUGGGAGGCCAUGGGCCUAGUCCAGGGGUAAAGAGAAAACUGACUUAAUUUGUACUUAAAACUCUUGUAGUCAUUCCAAAAUAGAGCAUGAAGAACUCUCUGUAUUAGAAAAAGAACAAGAUACCAAUUGUAUAUUUUCUUCUUUAUUUAUUCUCUGUAAGUCUGAUAAUGAUAAAUUGUAAAUAACAAUGAUUAAAGAAACAUGCUACUGA
This is a messenger RNA of Pipistrellus kuhlii (Kuhl's pipistrelle), 8170 nucleotides long. It is a transcript of the gene DDR2, whose product is annotated as discoidin domain receptor tyrosine kinase 2. The record is from RefSeq and is a predicted model, not a curated record. NCBI's taxonomy places the organism in Eukaryota, Metazoa, Chordata, Mammalia, Chiroptera, Vespertilionidae. Gene Ontology annotation, molecular function: collagen binding; ATP binding; protein tyrosine kinase collagen receptor activity. The transcript is spliced from 17 exons. Gene Ontology annotation, biological process: positive regulation of kinase activity; multicellular organism development; cell surface receptor protein tyrosine kinase signaling pathway. The coding region runs from base 205 to 2778 and encodes 857 amino acids. Gene Ontology annotation, cellular component: signaling receptor complex; membrane.